GAUAGAACAGUUUGAUACCUAUGUUAAAAGAUUUGACUUGUUUUUCGUAUUCCUAAAAUAAGCUAGUUUACGUAUCUCUGACUGAAAAAUGGCAACAUAUUAUUUCGUUAUUAUAGGGCACAACGACAAUCCUAUAUUUGAAAUGGAGUUUACGACAUUUAAUAAGGAAAUGCGUAAAGAAGACAGUCGACAUUUAAGUCAAUUUAUUGCUCACGCUGCGUUAGAUCUAGUGGAUGAGCACAAGUGGAGAACAGCCAAUAUGCAACUCAAAUCUAUCGACAGAUUCAAUCAAUGGUUCGUGUCAGCAUAUGUAACCGCAAGCCAGAUUCGGUUCAUCAUCGUACACGACAACAAAAAUGAUGACGGCAUAAAGAACUUCUUUAAUGAAAUGCACGAAACCUAUAUUAAGCAUUCCAUGAACUCAUUUUAUAAAAUCAAUACUCCUAUAAAAUCACCGAUCUUCGAAAAGAAGGCGCAACUCUUCGGGAGAAAGUGUUUACUAUCGUUGUAAAUUUAAUAGUAGAUGUAAAAUCCGAUUUAAGGGAAUUUUGUAGAAUGCAGGUUUACUUCGGAUACCACCUGUAGUAUCUGUUAGUUCGAGGCUGGUACAAAAGGGAAGGAAAGGAAGGGAGCGUUGUAUCGCCCACCUAUCCAGCUCGAAAUAGAAGACCAAAGUAUUCAGUCGUGCCUCUUCAAAAUAAGGAAAAUUGUUGAUUUUGCUUACAAAAUGCCACAAAUAUUUAAAGUACACCAAAUAAAAGGACUUUUUUGCUUGGACCAAAAAUGUAACAGAAUAGGUA
Molecule: messenger RNA, 800 nt
Organism: Rhagoletis pomonella (apple maggot)
Lineage: Eukaryota; Metazoa; Arthropoda; Insecta; Diptera; Tephritidae
Product: probable trafficking protein particle complex subunit 2
Exons: 2
Coding region: 89-511 (140 amino acids)
Biological process (GO): endoplasmic reticulum to Golgi vesicle-mediated transport
Cellular component (GO): TRAPP complex; cytoplasm; nucleus
Source: RefSeq, a predicted model, not a curated record